This is a messenger RNA of Austrofundulus limnaeus, 2276 nucleotides long. It is a transcript of the gene dnai4, whose product is annotated as dynein axonemal intermediate chain 4. Gene Ontology annotation, cellular component: axonemal dynein complex. Gene Ontology annotation, biological process: cilium movement. The record is from RefSeq and is a predicted model, not a curated record. NCBI's taxonomy places the organism in Eukaryota, Metazoa, Chordata, Actinopteri, Cyprinodontiformes, Rivulidae. The transcript has 17 exons. Gene Ontology annotation, molecular function: dynein light chain binding; dynein heavy chain binding. Bases 87 to 2255 code for a protein of 722 amino acids.
UAACAGAGACACAAGAAGCAGAAGAACCGCUGUAAAAUAAUAAUAAUAAAAAAUCUAAAAGACGAUAGAGGAAGAGAAAAACUGUGAUGAUGAGAACCUCCAGACAAACGCGCGGCAGUGGGACUUGGAGCUUGGCCGGCGGGAGAAACGUUGUGGGGAAAAUCUGGAAAAAAGAGGAAAAAAGGUCCGUUCAAGCUCGAGCUGUGAGGAAUUUGAAACAGUCAGUGUACUUAAUGAAGUACCUGGGCUGGAUGUUCACCUGUAUGCAGGUGUUUGAUGAGGAGGCCAAUGAUGUAACUCCACGGCCACUGUACCAGCCAGAUCCAGGGUCACAGACCACAGUCAGCAGGCUCCUGCUUGAUGAAAGCUUUGCUGACCACACUGCAGCCACCGGGAGCUUCACUGGGUCUUCGUUCAGGUCAGAAUUUGGCAGCAGCCGCCAGUCUAUUGUAAAUUCUGUAAAAGAAAAGAAAAAAACCAAAGAGACGGUGAAAACAGAAGUGACAGAAGACAUGCUGAAACAGACUGUUCAAGUUGUUUUAACUGAGACAGACAGCUUUUCCCUGCUGGACAUCCCCACCACCAGAGUGUCAGCAGGUGCUGGUGAUGCAGAAGCCAUCAAAGAGAGAAAUAGUCGGUAUGCUGAGGUCUGCAGGAAACAAACUGAGAAUAAAUCUUUGGAGAAGUCUGUUCAGACAUUUAAUGGACUGACAAAAAACAAAUGUGUCCAGUGUAGCAGCCGCGUCAUGGUGGAUGCAGCCACGACUGUUUUCAACCUGGACAACCCUGAGCAGGAGGAAACACUGAAUCCAGUGGAAACCCCUGAAACUAAAGUCACUGCGUUGAGCUCACUGAAAGGAGCGGAAGCUUCUGGAAGCAGCUCAGACGCUCAGCUGGACCUGCAGCUCCUCAUGAUGUCAGAGAAAUUUCAUCACUCUGUGUUUGUGAUGGAAAGGAGCAUCCUGCGCAACAGUUUCCAACCUCUGCUGUCGACCUGCAGACAGCUGCCCCUACUAAAAGAUCCAGACGGGCUGUGUCAACAGGAGGGAGAAGAGGAUGAAGGGGAGGAAGAGGCUCCCCUCUCUCCUGCCUUGAAGCGUCUUUGGGCUUUUAGCAGUGAGCUCAGCAGAGGGUGUCGUGUCAGCUGCAUGGCCUGGAACAAGAAGAACCUGGAUCUCUUGGCGGUGGGAUUUGGGGACUUUGACUUCAGCAAUAAGAAGCCAGGUCUGGUGUUAUGCUGGUCCCUCAAAAACCCCCUGUGGCCUGAGCGUGUUAUCCACUGUGGCAGCGCUGUGACUUCUCUGGAUUUCUCAGCGAGCAGCCCUGCUCAGCUGGCUGUAGGGAUGUGUGACGGCAGCAUAGCCAUCUUCAAUGUGCAGAGUCCGCACAUCGACACACACGUCUUCAGCAGCAAUAAAUGUUCUAACAGGCACACUGGACCAGUGUGGCAGCUCAAGUGGAACCAACAAGAGUUGAGCUUCACAGGAGUGGCAAAGUCAGAGUCUCUUUUCUCCGUGGGUGAAGACGGCAGAUUCCGCCAGUGGUCCGUCGUCAGAGGUGGUCUUGAUUGUGAAGAGCUGCUGAAGCUCAGGAGGAGGGAUACAAUACAGAGGAUGCCUGCUCUGUGUUUUGACUUUCAUCCCACCGACUCCAACAUCUAUGUGAUGUCUACAUGGGAAGGUCACAUGCACAAGCGCUCCUGCUCCAACAAUCAGCAGGUUUUAGCAACUUACAAGAAACACUUUAGUCCUGUGAACUGCAUCUCAUGGUGUCCACUCAACCCUGAUGUGUUCUUGAGCUGUUCCUCUGACUGGACCAUCCAGCUGUGGAACCAGGACAGCCCGGACCCUGUGUUAGGAUUCAGCUCCACCCACAGGGCUGUAAACGACAUCAAAUGUUCCCCAAAGUGGGCCUCUGUAUUUGGAGCUCUUACUGAAGAACAACUUGAGAUCUGGGACCUGAAUGCAAGCAGUCAGGUGCCAGUCAUUGUGCAGCCCUCUGCUCCAGGAGUGAAGAUGACGUCCCUGCUGUUUGCGUCACACAUAAACUGCAUUGUGGUAGGAGACACCUGUGGACAGGUGACCGUCUACCAGCUCAAACACCUUGGAGGCAAAGGAAUCGAACAGGGAAACACCAUCAAUCAGCAGACUGAUACCAGAGCUCCGUUGAGUGUCGGCCUGGUCUCACCAGACCUGAGCCACGGGACUCUGGCUGAUGAAGGUCCACAAUGUGCUGCAACAGCUUCUGAUCCUUGACUUUCAACCUACUGACCCCUG